AUGUGGAAGCAAUAUGUGUAUCCUUAUUUGAAAUCUCAUUUUACUGAAUUACCAUCAGUUAGAUCUUACACAGUACUUUAACAUGAAGCUAUUGCCUGUAAUUUAUUGCAAAUUUGCUUAUUUCACAGAACUUCAAUUGAAUCAUCAGAAGGUUAUCUUCUUGAGAUAGUGGAUUAUUGUUCUAGAAAAUUGGCAGAUUUACUAUAAAAGCCACCUGCAAAAAAAAUUGAGAAAAAAAGCAUUGAAUAUUAUAAGAAUAGAACGAAAGAAGAUGAAAUAGAUGAACAAUUUUAGAAUGUUGAAUUCUAAAUUCAAAUGAUGUGUUUAAGCAUCAUCAGAUUCAUAACUGAUCAUAUUAAGCGUUUGCCUAUUAAUAUACUACACCAAAUUAUUGUUGAAAAUGACUUUUUCUUUUUGCUUGUUCCUUUGAUUGAACAGAAACCUUGGUUAAGAAUUAAUCCAAAUAAUGAAAGAGAAGUACUUGAAUAAUCAAAGUGGGUUACUUUAAAUAAGGAAGAUUACACUUAAUUGUGGAUUACAAUAUACAAUUUAUUCAUGGAUCCUGAAAGUCGAAGGAAAUAUGAAUUGAAUGAUUUCAAAAAGAGCAACUUAUUAAGAUUGAGAAAAUUUAUGAAUGAAUUAUUACUAGAUUAGAUUCCCCAACUUGUUGAUAUGUUGAGAUCUUUGGAAGAGUUAUCCCUUAUGCAAGUACAGGCAUAGAGUAAAAGUACUAUAGAGGUUCAACAAUUGCCAGAAUUACGUUUGGCAAUAUGCAAAGAUAAAAAUUGGAGUUCAAUUGUUUAAAAGUAAAAAGAAGAGUAUUUCUAAAUAAAUGAUCCAAGUAUAAGAGAAGACAUCAAAAGAAUGGCAGAACUCUACUCAAAUACAGUGUUUGAAGGUAUUAUUGAUGGAUUUAAAUGUGAGAAAUGCAUGAAGGAAGCUACCAAAAGAUUUUCUCGUUGCAAAUAAGUAUUGUAUUGUAGUAAAGAUUGCUAAGUUGGUGAUUGGCCAAAACAUAAAGUGUAUUGCAGGACAACUACUACACAAAAAUAGGAGGACUCCAAAUAAGUUGAUAAAUAAUCAGAUAAAUAAUUAGAUCAAAUUGAUUGA
This is a messenger RNA of Paramecium tetraurelia, 1110 nucleotides long. RefSeq lists its product as uncharacterized. The transcript has 4 exons. Lineage: Eukaryota; Ciliophora; Oligohymenophorea; Peniculida; Parameciidae. Gene Ontology annotation, cellular component: cytoplasm. The record is from RefSeq and is a predicted model, not a curated record.